AUGAGAGAUGCGAACAACAGGCCGAUGAGUGUUGAUAGCACGCCAACGAAGAGUACAAAAUUACAAAGUAUUAGGAAUUCCUUGAAGUUGUCUCAUAAAAACCCCAAUCUUAAGAGGUCUUCAGCUCAAAAAAACACACUAUUCAAGUACGACAAUGUUAAAGUUACCAGUCUUCUUUUGAACCAGAAUUCAAAAUCUCUGCUGUGUAGGGGUCCUAUCGAGAUAUAUGAAAUAAGGACGAAGAGUUCAUGCUCUAAAUUCAUGUCAAUUGGGAGAAGUAACAACGUCAUCCAUCCAUUGCUACCCAAAUUAAAAAUAUCAAAGCCUGAUUCUAGAAAGUUCAAGUAUCUCAUGUUCUUCUUCAAUCCUGAUAGAAUAUGGGAGAUAGAAUUUCUUAACAUAGAUAAAUGUGGUAAAAAGAAUAGUUAUUUAAGGGAAGUUGGACGUGAUUUUGAGAACGUAGUCUCUAGGAUCUGUGAAUUUGUAAAUUCGGCUGUAACAGAUGUAAAAACUACAAUUUUGGGAUCUUCAAUUUCAAAUGAGGAGGGCCAGAAUGGUGCUAGUGGCAAGGAAGAAGAAGAAGAAAAAGAUGAUGACGAAUUGAAUUAUUUGUUAGAGGAUGAAUUGAAUGCCGUUCCUAAUAGUGGUGCUGUUUCUGAACAACAAGACCACGAAACCAUAAUUAAUGAAGCAUUCAAGAGAGCUAUUAAUAAAGUCAUACCGUCAUGGCAUGCGCUAGUGGCAAAACAGCAUGAAAUCAACGUAAGAAAACGCGCAAGUUUAUAUAUUCCCACUUUCCAAGAGAAACAAAUUGCCAGAAGGUCAAUAUCAGUAUUAUCAGAUUAUGAAACGUUGGUUUCAUUUAAAGAUUUGAAGUUAUAA
Molecule: messenger RNA, 882 nt
Organism: Kazachstania africana CBS 2517
Lineage: Eukaryota; Fungi; Ascomycota; Saccharomycetes; Saccharomycetales; Saccharomycetaceae
Gene: INP1
Product: Inp1p
Exons: 1
Coding region: 1-882 (293 amino acids)
Biological process (GO): peroxisome inheritance
Cellular component (GO): extrinsic component of intraperoxisomal membrane
Source: RefSeq, a predicted model, not a curated record